GUAUCUGUCUAUGCUGUACCGCAGCAUCUAAACCAAGUUGGGUAUGCCCUAAACACAGCAGUGAAACUUGUGGAAUUUUAUGAAAAAUACUUUUCAAUAGACUACCCUCUUGAAAAAUUAGAUUUGGUAGCAAUUCCUGAUUUUCAGUCCGGUGCAAUGGAAAACUGGGGCUUGAUCACCUUCCGAGAAACAACACUCUUGUUUGACAGUAAUACUUCUUCAGCAAGGGAUAAAAAGUUAAUAACUACAGUGAUAGCACAUGAGCUUGCCCAUCAGUGGUUUGGCAAUCUGGUAACGAUGGAAUGGUGGAAUGAUCUCUGGCUGAAUGAAGGAUUUGCUACUUUCAUGGAGUACUUUGCCAUGGAGGAGGUUUUUCCAGAAUUACAUUCAGAUGAAGAUUUCCUUAAUUUAAUUUUCAAGGCUAUGAUGAAAGAUUCCUUGAAUUCUUCACAUCCAGUCUCUUCAGCUGUUCAAUCUUCAGAGCAAAUUGAAGAAAUGUUUGAUGCACUUUCUUACAUCAAGGGGGCUUCACUUCUUUUGAUGCUGAAACACUAUCUCACUAAGGAUGUUUUCCAAGCUGGCAUUGAGGUUUACUUGCAUAAUCACAACUAUGGAUCUGCCCAGAGUGAUGACUUGUGGGACAGCAUGAAUGAGAUUACCAAUGGAACACUAGAUGUAAAAAAGUUGAUGAAAACUUGGAUUAUGCAUAAAGGAUUUCCUUUGGUCACUGUUGUGCGAAAGGGAAAGAUUAUUUCUGUACAACAAGAGAAAUUUUUGUAUCACGUGGAACCAGAAAACUGGACAUCAGAUGCAAGUUAUCUGUGGCAUAUUCCUCUCACCUACGUAACUAGUAGCUGCAACUUCACCCAUUGUACUAAUGCAUAUUUACUGGAUCAGAAGUCAGCUGUCAUUGAACUUCCAGAAGAGGUGGAAUGGAUAAAAUUCAAUGUGGACAUGAAUGGCUAUUACAUAGUACACUAUGCUGAAGACUGGAAAACACUGAUUGAUCUGUUGAAAAAAAAACACACUGCUUUGAGUCCUAAAGACAGAGCCAAUUUGAUCAACAAUAUCUUCAACCUUGCAGGUCUAGGAAAAGAGCCUCUGGAAAACGCCUUUGAGCUGAUUGAUUAUCUCAACAAAGAGAGCAGCACUGCACCGCUCACUCAAGCUUUGUUUCAGCUGAAUUUUAUAUACAGCCUCUUAGAGAAAAAGGGAGAACAACAACUGGCAUCACGAGUCAUGCAUAGAAUAGAGCACUUGCUUGGAGAUAAAAUUGAUCAACAGCAUUGGACAGAUGAUGGGACCCUGUCUGAACGAGAGCUCCGGUCAACACUGCUAGCUUUUGCCUGCACCCAUGACAUGAGAAACUGUAGAAAAACUGCCAGUGAGAUGUUUGAGAAGUGGAUGAAGUCUAAUGGAACAAUGAGUCUGCCUAGUGAUGUUAUGAAAGCCAUAUUUACAGCUGGAGCUAAAUCUAGUGAAGGCUGGGAAUUCCUCCUAAAGAUGUACUCCUCUUCAGUUUCUGAAGCAGAGAAAAGCAAAAUGAUUGAAGCCUUGGCCAGCACAGAAGAUGUCAGAAAGCUGAUCUGGUUAAUGCAGAACAGCCUUGAAGGAGAAAUCAUCAGGGCACAGGAGCUUUCACAUAUCAUAGCAACUGUUAGCCAGAGUUUGCCUGGAUAUUUGUUGGCCUGGGACUUUGUCAAAGAGAACUGGGAAAAGCUUACACGAAAGUUUCACCUAGGCUCAUAUACUAUCCAGAAUAUCAUUAGUUGGUCAACUUCUCAGUUUGCAACAAAGGCGCAUCUGCUUGAGGUCAAGUCAUUCUUUGAGUCAAAAUCAGAGGAGAGUUCUCAACUGCGUUGUGUAAAAGAGGCAAUUGACACAAUUCAGCUCAAUAUCCAGUGGAUGGAGAGGAACUUAGCAAAGCUACAAAAACUGCUGUAGUGCACUUAAUGCUGUGGUGUGUCGGUCAUUUAGGAGCUCUGUGGGCAGUUGCUGUGUUUCUUCUGCAAAAGCCAGGUUGAAACCAAGCAUCACUGCAACAUUAUUUGCACUAUUAAGGAGUCUAGAUCGCUCAGGGGAUAUCUCAGAUAAAUUUUUAUUUUCCUUGGAGCAUUUAUGAGCAAGAUUGAAGUAUUUAUUCUGAAACUGUUUUAGUCUAUAGACAAAACAUCUGCACAAAUGAUUAAAUAUAAUUUUAUAUUUGAAACAUAUGCCCU
This is a messenger RNA of Cariama cristata (Red-legged seriema), 2219 nucleotides long. It is a transcript of the gene LNPEP, whose product is annotated as leucyl/cystinyl aminopeptidase. The annotation marks the transcript as partial. Gene Ontology annotation, cellular component: cytoplasm. Lineage: Eukaryota; Metazoa; Chordata; Aves; Cariamiformes; Cariamidae. Gene Ontology annotation, biological process: proteolysis; peptide catabolic process. The record is from RefSeq and is a predicted model, not a curated record. Gene Ontology annotation, molecular function: zinc ion binding; metalloaminopeptidase activity; peptide binding. The transcript is spliced from 14 exons.